This is a messenger RNA of Aegilops tauschii subsp. strangulata, 7656 nucleotides long. RefSeq lists its product as uncharacterized. The record is from RefSeq and is a predicted model, not a curated record. Lineage: Eukaryota; Viridiplantae; Streptophyta; Magnoliopsida; Poales; Poaceae. Gene Ontology annotation, molecular function: ADP binding.
AGACUAUCCAAAGACCUCACUCACUCACUCACCAACGCUCCCCCACAUCUUGCUCUGCCGCCGCCGGAGAAGACACACACACCUGCUCUGGCUCCUGCGGAUCUGCUUCUGCUGCGCGCGCGGUGGCGACGCGACAGAGGAGCUGUCGCAGCUGAGCUGUUGUGCGCGGAGGCGCCGCGCGGCCGGACGAGGAGCUCAAAUGCCGCUCCCGUAGCCGACGCGCCGGAGUAUGGCAGGUGGAGCUGAGCUUCUGCCAGAUCGAUCUUCUCCUCCGUCGCCGUCCGCGGCAAAGCUGCACCGGAGGUCUUCACUCACCAUGAUUGAGCAGGGGUGCUCUGUCUUGAGAUCUGAGUGAACAGUGCAUCCGUUCCGUCCAACUCAAAAGAAGCCUGUUUGUUUGUCUCAAUUCUUGAGCCAUAUGCGGAUGAGCACUGCUAUAGGGACGACAAGCUUCUGCCCGAUCAUCGCACGAUGGGUCUAAUCAUCCGUUAGAUUGCAUUAUUUUGCUAAUCACUGCCGUUCAAAUUAGGCAUCGUGCCUGAAUCGUCUGUGGAGCACUUGAAUUUCACCUCACUUGAGCCGGAGGCAACGCGCAUCUUCUCCGCCGUCGGGCAAGCUGCUGCUGCGUGCAUUGGGUACCCCCACGUCUUCACCAUGAUUCACUUGCUCUCUCGCCACAUCUGAAUGAACGUCCAUCUCAAAGCAACAGCCAGCAAGUGCAAUGGCGAUGGUGCUGGAUGCAUUCACAUCCUACGUGGGACACAUGCUCGCGCAGCUAGCAGCAGAUGGUGUGGGGACGGUGCUGGGCGUCUCCGGCGAGAUCGACAAGAUGGCCGACAAGCUCCGGGACCUCAAAAACUUCUUGGCUGAUGCUGACAGGAGGAACAUCACCGAUGAGACCGUUCAAGAGUGGGUGGGGCAGCUCAAGCGUGCCAUGUAUGAAGCUACCGACAUCCUCGACCUCUGUCAGCUCAAGGCCAUGGAGCGUGGAUCAUCUACUACUCUAGACGCAGGGUGUUUCAACCCCUUGCUCUUCUGCAUGCGCAAUCCCUCCCAUGCUCAUGAGAUCGGCACCCGCAUCAAAAAGCUCAACAAGAGGCUUGACUACAUCAAGGAGCGAAGUGCUGCUUUCAACUUCGUCAAUCUCGGGUCCUAUUUGGAUCAUAGCAGCAAUGUUCGCAUUUCUCAUCAUGGUAAUCCUAGCCGGGAGACGGUAGGGGACUUUGACCGGUCGGCUAUUGUUGGAGACAAGAUUGAAGAAGACACAAGAGCACUGGUGGCCCAAAUCAUGCAGACGGGAAAGGAUGUCAACAAUGGCAUCAUGGUGGUUGCUAUCGUAGGUGUUGGUGGGAUCGGCAAGACCACCCUCGCCCAGAAGGUCUUCAAUGACGAGGCAAUCCAACGCGGGUUCAGUAAAAAGAUAUGGUUGAGCGUCAACCAAAACUUCAAUGAGGUUGAGCUACUGAGAAGAGCCAUCAUCGGUGCCGGUGGAAACUCCCAGCUGGCCGGAAAUGCUAAGGACGCGCUUCACCGAGCCCUAAUGCAGGCCUUGAAGGACCAUAAGACAUUGCUUGUAAUGGAUGAUGUGUGGGACAAUGGAGCGUGGGAGGGUGUGCUCAAAAUACCCUUAGCCAAUGCUGCUGCUUCAGGCAGCCGUGUCCUCAUCACAACUAGAGAUGAACGUGUCGCCCAAGGGGUGACAGCUAUACGGCCCUACCACCACGUCGACACAUUAGUGCCCGAUGACGCCUGGUUAUUGCUCAAGAAGCAGGUAUGCUCAAGUGAGAUAGAUGAAGACCACAUCAGUACGCUAAAGGACAUCGGACUGAAAAUUGUACAAAAAUGUGGUUGUUUACCAAUUGCUGUUAAAGUGAUGGGAGGACUCUUGCGUGAAAGAGGGGGGCUACAUCGUGACUGGCAGCAGGUUUUGGAUGAUUCUAAAUGGGCAACAACUAAAAUGCCCAAUGAGCUCAACCACACAGUAUACUUAAGCUAUGAAUAUAUGCCUUCUUACCUGAAGCAGUGCUUUCUGUACUACUCUCUUCUUCCUAAAAGUAGAAUUUUUACUAAGGAUGAAGUUGUUGCAAUGUGGAUUAGUGAAGGGUUUAUUCAUGGAAAUUCUAAUGAUUUAGAAGAAUUGGGAGAAAAUUACUACAAGGAGUUGGUAUCUAGGAACCUGAUAGAGCCAGAUAAAUCAUAUGUUGAUCUAUGGGUUUGCAGCAUGCAUGAUGUUGUUCGCUCGUUUGCUCAGUAUAUGACUAAAGAUGAAGCACUCGUAACUCAAGAUGGAGACAAUGAUAUUCUUGCUAAACUUGGUUCACAAAAGUUUCUUCGGUUGUCCAUAGAAACUAACCGAUCACAAUCAGGUGAACUUGAUUGGAAAUCUCUACAGGGGCAGCAAUCAGUGAGAACAUUGAUCUCAACUGUCCAGAUUAAGAUGAAGCCUGGUGAUUCACUGGUUAUUUUUUCUAGUUUGCGGACUCUGCAUAUAGAAUCUGCAGAUGUGGCUUCAUUGGUUGAAUCGUUGCAUCAACUCAAGCACAUGAGGUAUCUUGCACUAGUAAAUGUUGAUAUAUCUGUUCUUCCAGGGAACAUUGGCAAGAUGAAACUGUUGCAAUUCCUUGACCUUGGUGGAUGUACAAAAUUGGUGAAUCUUCCUGAUAGCAUUGUGAAGCUUGACCAGCUGAGAUUACUUUCACUUCCCAUAGAAUGUAUGGUACCUAGAGGGUUUAGUGGUCUGACAAAUAUGAGGAGACUGUUGCAGUUUCGAGCCCACUUGGAUGGUGAUUGGUGCAGUUUGGACGAGUUGGGGCCUCUUUCCCAACUCAGAGUUCUUGUAUUAACUGAAUUAGAGAAUGUAUCUGCUGCCUCAUUUGCUGCUAAUGCUAGGCUCAGCGAGAAGAUGCAUCUUAUUAGUCUACUCCUGUAUUGCACCAGUAAACUGGGAGAUGAUGGGUUGGUCAAAGAGAAGGAAGGUGUCUCUGAGGAAGAGCAGCAACGAAUUGAGAAGGUUCUCGAUAAGCUCUGCCCUCCACCUGGUCUAGAAUAUCUUCAUAUCAAGGGGUAUUUUGGCCGGCAACUUCCGAGCUGGAUGAUGUCCACAUCAAUGGUGCCCCUCGACAACUUGAACACUUUAUUGAUUGAUGACCUGGCUUGUUGCACACAACUUCCCAAUGGGUUGUGCCAGCUGCCCAAUCUGCAGCUUCUACAGGUCCGUCGUGCUCCAUGCAUCAAACAUGUGGGGACUGGAUUCUUGCAGGUGGCAUCAGCUUCAUUUCCAAGGUUAAACAAAUUGAGCUUGGGCGGAAUGGUGGAAUGGGAGGAGUGGGAGUGGGAGGAGCAAGUACAAGCCAUGCGCCGUUUGGAGAAGCUUGUGCUCAAUAAUUGCAGACUGAGGCAUUUUCCUCCAGGCCUUGCCUCCAAUGCAAGCUCUUUGAAAAUAUUAAUUCUAGUACAUGUCAAGCACCUCAGCUACAUUGAGAGCUUCCCUUCUGUUGUUGAGCUUAUAGUGAAUGGAUGCCCUGACCUGGAGAGGAUCACCAAUCUCCCCAAUCUGCAGAAGCUUACCAUCAUGUACUGCCCAAAGUUGAAGGUGUUGGAGCGUAUCGCUUCACUCGAGAGGCUGGUCCUGAAGGAUUACACCAUGGAAAAACUCCCAGAAUACAUGAGAGACAUAAAGCCAAGGCAUUUGCAGUUAUUCUGUAGGCUAUGGCUGCUCUCUGCCGUAGUCGCGGGACAAUCUGGCACUGAGUGGGACAAGUUCAGUCAAGUGGAGCAUGUCAAGGCAUAUGCACGUGAUGGAGACAACGAAAGAAAAUGGUACGUUUUGUACACGAGAGGUGACAACUACAAGCUGGAUUCAAAUAUUAGCAGCUCUGCCAUAUUUGAAGAAACCUUAUCAUCUUGUAUGGUGGACCCACAAGGAUUUGAGUCUGUGUACAAAAUGAGAAGAAGCACCUUCAGUUACAUUUGCGGCUUGGUGAGGUUGCCAUUUUUGGAAGAUAUGAUGGCGAGGGAUCACACCUUUGUUGAUGGGAGAGUGAUGUCUUUACAAGAUCGAGUAGCCACUGCUGUGAGGAUGCUGAUCUCUGGUGAACCACCGGUGGUCGUAGGAUCCUCUCUUGGUGUCAACGAGUCCACUGUCUCGCUUGUAACUCAGAGGUUUAUUGAGGCUAUUCAGGAGCGAGCGUUCCGCCAUUUGGACUGGCCAUACAAUUUCCAAGCAAUGGAGAAGAUCAAGUGCAGGUUUGACAAGAUCCAUGGCUUGCCAAAUUGUUGCGGUGUUGUACAUAGAGCUUACUUUAAAUUUGGAUCACCAAACCUUGACCAUGAGGAGAACGCUGACACACUAAUGCAAGCCGUCGUUGAUCCAGAUAUGAGGUUCACAAAUAUUUGGUUUGGAGCAUCAAGUAGCAUGAACCAGUCAAGUCUUUUGCACGACUCUUGGCUCUUCAAGUCCUGCGAGAAAGGUACUUUGUUGGAUGGUACCAAGCUGAAGGUAUCAGAUGGCUCAGACAUUGGGGAAUACAUCAUUGGUGAUGCAGGAUACCCUCCUCGUCCAUGGCUCCUCACCCCUUACCAGUUGGAGGGUGAUAUCUCAGACUCGAAAGUGGAGUUCAACAAGAGACACUCUGCAGCUACAGCCAUGGCGCUGAGGGCACUGGAAAGGUUGAAAGACACGUGGAAGUGUCUACAGGGAGAAGGCUGGCAUCCGAAUAAUCAAAAUGAUUUGCGGUGCACAAUCAACACGUGCUGUAGGUUGCAUAACAUAGUGAUAGACAUGGAGGAGGAGGGUGCAGUCAUGCUGAGCAAUCAGGAGGAGAAUUGCAUCGAGCAAGUGAGCCAGUUAUUAGACGAGGAUGCUGUCAAGGUGAGGGAUGUACUGUCCCAGCACUUGGUCGAUUCUAGAGUCCACACAUUUGCUGCAGAGGAGGAACAAGAAGCACACCAACUACAAACAACAGAUCGAGGGAAAUUAUACACAAACAAAAAAUUGACAGCCCAAGAAAAUGAAACUUUAUCAUCUUCUAUGGUGGGCACGCAAGGAUUCGAGUCUUUGUACAAAAUGAGAAGAAGUACCUUUAGUUACAUCUGCAGCUUGGUGAAGGUGCCCCUUUCUGAAGAUAUGAUGAUAGGAGGACACACCUUUGUUGAUGGGCGAGCGAUGUCUUUCCAUGAUGGAGUAGCCAUUGCUCUCAGAAUGUUGAACUCCGGCGGGACACCCGAGGUUGUGGGAUCAUCAUUUGGUGUGGAUGGGUCAACGGUUUCGCUGUUAACUCAGAGGUUUGUUAAGGCUAUGAAAGGACGAGCAAUGCACCACAUCAGCUUUCCUGGCUCCGCUCAAGUGGAGAAGAUCAAGCGCAAGUUUGACAAGAUCCAUGGCCUCCCAAACUGCUGCAGUGUUGUACAUACAACUCACAUCAAAUUUGGAUCGCAAAACCAUGAGAAUGAGGAAAAUGAUGGCGUGCUAAUGCAAGCCAUGUUUGAGCCAGAUAUGAGGUUCACAUGCAUUUCAUUGGGAUCGCAACGAAACAUGAACCAGUCAAGCAUGUUGCACAAAUCUCCUCUCUUCGAGAACUGCGAGAGGGGUGCUUGGCUGAAUGGUAGGAACCUGAAGGUACCAUCAGGUGGAGGAUCGGAAGUCAAGGAAUACAUAAUUGGCGAUGCAGGAUACCCUCUUCGUCCUUGGCUCCUCACUCCUUACCAGUUGGAGAAUGGCCUCUCACUCUCAGGCGCCAAAGUUGAGUUUAACAGGAGACAUUCUGCCGCUACAGCCGUCGCGCUGAGGGCACUGGCAAGGUUAAAGGAGACAUGGAAGUGCCUGGAGGGAGAAGGGUGGCGUCCAAAUAAUCAACUUGAGGCGUACUGGACAGUCGACACGUGCUGUAUAUUGCAUAACAUAGUGAUAGACAUGGAGGGGGAUAAAGAGGAGGAAAAGGAGGAGAAUUACAGCAAGCAAGUGCGGCAGUUAGCAGAUGAGGAUGCCAUCAGGGUGAGGGAUGCACUGUCCCAACACUUGAUCGAAUGUGGAGGAACCUUAUCAUCUUCUAUUGCGGAUGCACAAGGGUUUGAAUCCGUGUACAAAAUGAGAAGAAAUACCUUUGGUUAUGUCUGCAGCUUGGUGAAGAUCCCAUUUUUGGAAGAUAUGAUGGCAAGGAAUCACAGCUUUGUUGACGGGAGAGUGAUGUCUUUGCAGGAUGGAGUAGCCAUCGCUCUGAGAAUCCUGAACUCUGGUGAUUCACCCGUUACCAUAGGAUCCUUUCUUGGUGUGAACGAGUCAACUGCCUCACUAGUAACUCAGAGUUUUGUUAAGGCUAUGGUGGAGCGAGCAUUGCCCCAUGUGCGUUGGUCAUACUCUUCCCAAAAAAUGGAGAAGAUGAAGCGCAAGUUUCACAAGGUCCAUGGCAUGCCCAACUGCUGUGGUGUAGUACAUACAACUCGCAUCACAUUUGGAUCACAAAACCGUGACCAUGAGGAGAAUGAAGGCAUACUCAUGCAAGCCGUCCUUGAUCCUGAUAUGAGGUUCAGAGACAUUUACUUGUGGCGGCCCCACGUGCAUUUGUCAAGCAUGGCGGCUUUGCGCAACUCUGGUAUCUUCAAGCACUGCGAGAAGGGUACUUGGUUGAAUGGUAGCAAGCUGAAGAUAUCAUCAGGUGGUGGAUCGGCAGUCAGGGAAUACAUCAUUGGUAAUGAAGAAUACUCUCUUCGUCCGUGGCUCCUCACACCUUAUCAGCUGGAGAGUAACCUCUUAGACUCAGACUCAAAAGUAGAGUUCAAUAAGAGACUAAACUCUGUAACUACAGCUGUCGCGCUGAGGGCACUAGCAAGAUUGAAAGACAUGUGGAAGUGCCUACAGGGAGAAGGGUGGCGUCCAACUAAUCAACUUGAAGCGUACCGGACAGUCGACACGUGCUGCAUGUUGCAUAACAUAGUGAUAGACAUGGAGGAGGACGGUGUAGGCAUGCCGAGCGAUCAGGAGUAUAAUCGCAUCAAGCAAGUGUGGCAUGUAGCAGAUGAUGGUGUCAGGGUGAGGGAUAUACUGUCCCAGCACUUGGUUGAAUCUGGAGAGGAGGAAGAAGAAGCAGUGGUAGCUGCAUCAAGUUCAGGACAUAAAAACAAGGAACAGGAGGUGCACCGAGCACAGCAAGCGGAUCGGGGAAAGGAGAAAGUGCAUGGUAGCUAGCUAAGAAGCCGAGAUCGGACCGCCCUCUCCACUGAAUCAAUUUGGAGCAGGUGGAAGAGGACACUAGCCAUCCUUGGAGAUCUUCAUCCUGCUGCUUGGUUACAUCUAACUGUAUGCAUGAAAGCAGUAGUGGAGCCAAAAGCCGAAAUGAUGCCGCAACACGAAUUUGAAGUUAGAUCAACAAAAUUUCUUGCUUUUUUUUAGUUGGCAUGUCUUUGGCGAAGGCGACGGUUUUGUAUCUUAUAGUAUCGACAAUGCGUUUAAUUUAAUGCGUCGAGAGAAGAACCAGUCGUGUAGCUGCAUGGGAACAGACUAUUUGUGAUAUCCAUACAUCCUUUCAGGUUCUGCAACCUGAAGAAUGUUUUGUAGCAGCGGAUCAACUGUUCUUCUCUAAAUUGUGCUCGGCGAACAGCGCGGAGUAUACCAUAACAGUUCAAGUGCUCGGUGUGUGCUGCAUUUUACAUCAUUUUAAA